Molecule: messenger RNA, 660 nt
Organism: Nicrophorus vespilloides
Lineage: Eukaryota; Metazoa; Arthropoda; Insecta; Coleoptera; Silphidae
Gene: Gemin7
Exons: 2
Coding region: 312-605 (97 amino acids)
Biological process (GO): spliceosomal snRNP assembly
Cellular component (GO): SMN-Sm protein complex
Source: RefSeq, a predicted model, not a curated record
GAUUUGGAUAAUAAAAUAACUUCGUUUUGUUAAUCUUGAGAAGUUUGUUAAAAUUCUAGAUUCUGCGUUCUUGUUUUGUUAAGCAAUAUUUCGAGUGCCAUCUGUUAGCCUAGUUAUAAACAAUGUUUGUGUGAAUUUAAAUUUAAUUUAGCAUAUCCAAAACCUAUGUUGAAUAUUUAUUUUUCUAUUAACCCGUGCAAAUAUAGUCUGUUUAAACGAUUUUUUUUCUUUGGUCUCUUUACGCCAUCUGUGAGUGAAUCCAUUUGAAAAUAGUUCAGUUAGUAAACAAAAUAAACCAGCAAAUACUUUCAAUGGAAGAUAACAAUGCAGAAGUCAAUGAUUGCAAUGAAGAACAAAUCGCUAGGACGUUUCUCCGCGAACGCUUCUUAAAGCUAGUAACCAAAUUAUCAGGUCAGCAAUGCAAGGUGAAGAUGUAUGAACUCACUGAUGUCGAGUGCAAGAUGAAAGCUUUUGACCCGAAAUUUGAGAAUGUUAUCGUCGAGGAUCUGAAAACGCCCUUACCGCAAAUUAUGCAAAAAUCCAUCCUGCGUACAAAUGAUAUCAUAUCAAUGCAUUUUAGAGUAGAUAAAUCCUUUGAUUUAUAAGGACAUCAUUUUAUCACAAACAUGUUCUUUUUUUCUCAAUAAAACAAUUUUUAAA